This is a messenger RNA of Hermetia illucens (black soldier fly), 2397 nucleotides long. RefSeq names its product USP6 N-terminal-like protein (gene RN-tre). The transcript is spliced from 5 exons. NCBI's taxonomy places the organism in Eukaryota, Metazoa, Arthropoda, Insecta, Diptera, Stratiomyidae. The record is from RefSeq and is a predicted model, not a curated record. The coding region runs from base 410 to 1846 and encodes 478 amino acids.
AUCUGUUCAUCCGUUCAGUUCAUCGAAUUAAUUCCAAAGUAGCCAGCUUCGAAAUGUCAAAACAACGUGUAAUAUAGAUUUUUUUUUGUAUAUUGUAUACGAAUUGGCUGCAUUUAUCCAUAAAAAAUCCGCGCCUAAUACAAAGAGAUCAUGCGUUCUACCGUGAACCACAAGUUCUCACCGUUUUCGAGUCCAUAGUGCAGUGAAACGACAUUACACGCCUUACAUAUCGCGUUUAGAAGUGGGAGGCCCAUUACAAAUUCGAUUAGAACGUACUACGAAAUCGUGAACAAUCAUCGACUUUGGCUGAAUCGCGCCUCUCUUAUAAGCCAAGCAAAGCAAGAAAAUGCCGCCGCAGUGGACAUAGUGGGAAUUGGAAUUACCGUUGUUGUCAAGGAUCUCGAAUGAAAUGGAUGACGACGGGACGGACGAGUUGUUGUUGCUGCGAGCGCGGGAGGAGCGGGAAAAGAUUUUUCAACGUUACGAUCGGGGUACAGAUCCCUCAAACGACGUUGAUCCCUGGGAGAAUCCUAGCUUCGAAGUGUACCAUUAUACAGACAAAUAUGGUUUCAUUCAGGAUCAACGCUUGCCAAUUAAACACGACCCACACGAAUCACGACGAUUGGAACUUGAAGUUGAACGUGAGAAGAAGUGGCUCAAAAUGCUAGAACGUUGGGAUCGUUCCCAAGAUAAGCUUCGAAAGCGAGUCUUCAAAGGCAUUCCGAACAAGCUACGCUCUGCAGCAUGGCUUAAAUUAUUGAACAUUCCUGAAACGAAAAAGAAAAACGCAGGUGUUUACGGGAGAAUGUUAACACUGGCACGAAAAUAUUGCACCGAAACACGUCAAAUAGAUUCUGACGUUAAUCGACAGUUUCGCGAGAACUUGGCAUUCCGUGAACGAUACAGUAUUAAACAAAGAAGUCUUUUCAAUGUUUUGACCGCCUAUAGUAUGUACAAUAUGGAAUUGGGAUAUUGUCAAGGUAUGUCAGGGCUUGUAGCAGUAUUACUACUAUACAUGGACGAAGAGGAUGCGUUCUGGGGACUAAAUACCCUGAUGUCCGACCGAAAAUAUGCAAUGCAUGGACUGUUCAUAGAAGGAUUCCCGAAAUUGACUCGUUUCCUUCAGCACCAUGAUUAUCUAGUGGCCAAAAUCAUGCCAAGGUUACACAAACACUUUGCAAAGCACAACCUGGAUUCUAUACUGUAUUCACUUAAAUGGUUCUUUGUGAUUUUUAUUGAGCGAAUUCCCUAUAAACUGUGCCUUCGCAUUUGGGACAUUUACCUUCUUGAUGGCGAACGUGUUGUCACAGCCAUGGCAUUUGUUAUUUUAAGGUUACACAAGAAUCGUUUACUAAAAUUAAAAGAUAUGGAUGCAAUCAUCGAAUUUCUUCAAGUAAAACUUCACAAAGAUUUCGGUUACGAUGAUGAUUAUGUGAUACGUGCCCUUGAGCACACAAUGCAAGAAUUGAAAAGAUUAAAGUUAGACUUGCCACCACCACCUCAACCCAAUGAAUUCCCUCAGCGGCAAUUAGGUGAAUUCAUUGAACCGGAUUUCGAGAAGAAAAUUGGUCACCGCAAAUCUGUUUUCACUGAAAAUGAACGAGAAGUUCUAACUAAUGUAAUUUUAAGGCAAGAGAUAAUAGGUCAAACCGAUGUCGAGUCGACCAACUCAUAUGAAAAUUCAGAGAGUGUAACCGGCGAUGCAAUAUCUAUGAGAACUUACCAAAGUUUCAAUAGCUUAGCGACGUCUCUUGCCCUAAGCACGGACACAUUAGACAGUUACAACGAGAAUAAACUGGAUUCAGGGAGUGAUACGGAAGUGGAAGUGGAAAAUACUCGCCUUUAGACAUAAGCAUAUAAUUUAAUAGAUUUAGCAACAAUUUUCACAAAUUUGGUCCCGAGUACAGAGGUGCAGAGUGAUUUGAUGUGAGAUAGUGAUAGAUCUUCUGCGGAAGGGAAGACUGAAGUGAACAUUUCAGAUUGAAAGGAUUGGAAAAAAAAUAGAAAAGAAAAAGCGAAUUUAAAAGGAAAUCUUCGCAGUUUGUUGAAACAAGGGAAGCGUGUUGUAACUGAACACAAAACCAGUUAAAAGAUAUUACAGAAUUUUCUGAUGAAAGAAAUGGAAAAAAAACUUGAAUAGUUUCCUAAAAAAGCCAAAAAUUGUUGUAAAUGGCGCAUUGGUGAUUUCUUAAUAUUGUUUUGUUUUUUAGCCAAAUAUCCGCAAUUUUAAAAUUUUAUACAAAUUGAAAUCUCUCAAGCAUGUGAAGGCAAUAUUUAUACACGUAGUACUUUGAUAAGUAUCAACGAAAUAAUACCCUUAAUCUACUAUUUAUAUUACGCUACAUUUAAAUUUACACACAUGUUUUUUUAUUAGAAUAAAUAAACAUUUCAAUAUAA